This is a messenger RNA of Coffea arabica (coffee), 785 nucleotides long. NCBI's taxonomy places the organism in Eukaryota, Viridiplantae, Streptophyta, Magnoliopsida, Gentianales, Rubiaceae. The record is from RefSeq and is a predicted model, not a curated record.
AUGGGAGGCAAAUUGGAUAGGGACUUCAUUGCUUUUGAUAUCUGUUCUCGUGAACUAGCAUUUGUCGUUUACAACGUUUUGAAAGGGAUUUGUCCCCCUCGUACUGUUCCUUCGGAUCGUAAUGGAAAAGUUGUUGUCUUGUUACGUGAUGGUAGAAAGCUCCUUGGCACACUUCGUUCUUUUGAUCAAUUUGCUAAUGUAGUUUUAGAGGGUGCAUGUGAGAGAGUAAUUGUGAGACAUCUCUAUUCCGACAUUCCCAUGGGUCUAGAUGUCAUCAGAGGGGAGAAUGUAGUCUUAACGGGGGAGUUGGGUGUGGAAGAGGAUGAGCUUCUGCGACAGAUGACCGGCGUCUCUGCAGCGGAAAUUCAAAGGGCACAGAGAGCAGAAAGAAAUGCAUCAGAUUUGACGGGUUUCGUGAGAAAAAGAAUGGAAUUUCUGGAUUUGGAUUAGUCACGCGAUCUUAUCCUACGAGGAUGCCAGGAGGUAUGCAUUUAGAAGAUAACCUCCUUAUUAUAGAGGGAUACAUGUCUUGGUAGGAGGAUCUCAAAGCCAAGUGCACAGAAGAAUAGCAAUAAGAUCAAUUUAACCAUCUGACAGUGAAAGAAAACAAGCAGAUUUAAGAAAUAUAUCACCCCAAGACCUAAUUCAUUGCUAGCAGUGAUGGAAAAGAGCCUGUAAACUCAAAUUUAAUCGCUUCAUGAUGUAAAUGUGGUUGGAUUUCAUUCAUUUUUGUCUACAAAAUACACAAAAACGAGCCAGUAGCUCUAUACAAUCAAUGGAAAAAA